This is a messenger RNA of Drosophila gunungcola (fruit fly), 5049 nucleotides long. RefSeq names its product protein transport protein Sec24A (gene Sec24AB). The transcript is spliced from 10 exons. Bases 552 to 4115 code for a protein of 1187 amino acids. The record is from RefSeq and is a predicted model, not a curated record. NCBI's taxonomy places the organism in Eukaryota, Metazoa, Arthropoda, Insecta, Diptera, Drosophilidae. Gene Ontology annotation, molecular function: SNARE binding; zinc ion binding. Gene Ontology annotation, biological process: endoplasmic reticulum to Golgi vesicle-mediated transport; COPII-coated vesicle cargo loading; intracellular protein transport. Gene Ontology annotation, cellular component: endoplasmic reticulum exit site; COPII vesicle coat.
GACAUCUCUAUUUUAAAACGCACGGUCACACUAUUGACGUGGCCUCAAAAUUUUUUGUUCUUCUCUGGAAAAUGCAAAAAGUUUGCAUUUGUUAAGUUAAUUGUGCCCAGCAGCGAACGAAGUCAAGUCCACGGAAUCCGCCUGCCAGUCCAGGACGUGUCCGCAUCCAUCCGGAGCACACGAGGAGCGCCAGGAAUCGCGAGAGAAAGAUAAUAGUGCGGAAAUUGGGGAGUAGAGAGAGCGCAGGGCAGUGCCGUGAAAAUCGUUUAAUUCGCCUUCGCGAAGCAAAAGCCAGCCCAGGAUUCACCCGAAUCCCAAAGAAAAUUGUCCAGACAGCGGAUUUCCCAAUCAGCGCGGGCUUUUCCACGGCGUUCCAAGCGGAAAAGCCAAUUCGCAGCUCGCAGCAGCAGCAGCAGCAAAAUCGCCAAUCAAGGGCGCAAGAAGAAGAGGCAACUACAAAGUGCAAGUGCUGGUCGAGAAACUACAUGCCACUGGAAACUGAAGCUCGGAGAGGUGAUAAUUGACUGAACACGAACUUAUGAAUUAGCAGCAUGUCGGCCUACAAUCCGAACUACGUGCCACCCGCCCACGCCGCCAUGCCUCUGAACGGCAACAAUUUGGUGAACGGCCUGCCAGGAGCCGUCCAGCAGCAUCAGCAGCCAGCUCCUCCGCCAACAGGCCAGCAGUAUCUGCCACAGAAGCAGCCCCAGCAGUUCCAGCAGCAGCCACCUCCUGCAGCAGCUUAUCCAGGAGCAGGAGCACCUGCACCGGGUAACCUGCCCCCUCCGUCGCAAUUCAACAGCGGCAUUGCGAGCCAGUUCUUGCCGCCAACGUCGGGAGCAGCUACUCCGCUGCAACAGCUGCCGCCCAGCACGUUGCCGCCCCAUCUGCGUCCGCCACCCGUCAACGGACCGCCGCCACCGCUCACGAACGGCAGCAAUGGGGCGUCCAGCGCCAACUCCUCGCGCACUGCCUCCCCCCGGCCUCCAGUGGCAGGUGCUGCUCAAUAUGCCCCAGGACCCAUGGCCGCCGGACUGCGCCCCUCACCGCCCCAACCGACGAGCCAACAGUCCUUGGCCAACUUGACGAGCAAUCUGGAGAACAUGAACUUAAACCCCAGCCGGACGAACGGGGGGGCCUGCGCCGUGCCACCGCCUCAGCAACAGUACCCGCCUCUGGCGCAGAAGGACUACAGGGGCGUGGCUACGGCUCAGACGGGUCAGCCUCCGCAGCAGUUUAACGAUGCCAGCAGCCUGUUGGCGGCCAGCGGCGUGGCUCCUCCUGUGGUGCCAAACGCUAUGGCGACGCCAUUUAGUGGUCAGAAGCCACCCAAUUUGGCUCCACAUCCGGCCAAGAUGUUCGGCAGCGCAGCGGUUCCCGCCAGACCCACGCCACCGCCAGCGGGGCAGAGGAUCCCCUACGGAGUGCCGUCAUCGGCCAGCUCCGAGCAGCAAAACCAGCAGAACAACAACCUCCAGAGGGCGGCGCCGCCACCGGGAGCGGGAGCAGCCUGGCCGCCAAGUCUGGCCAAGGCGGCAGUGCCUGGAGCUCAGCCCCCAUUGCCCCCACCUCAGCAGCAAGCGCAGGCGCAGCAGUAUGCCUACGCCCAGGCGUAUCCAGCGCCACAACAACAGCAGCAACCUCCGCCUCCGUCUGCAGUGCAGCCACCGCCUCCGGGCAUGUUUGGAGCCGGAGCCCAGACCGCCGGGGCUCCACUGCAGUAUCAGGCCCAGGCGCCGCCUCAGGCUUAUGGACAACAACCGCAGCAGGCGCCGGGCGGAUCGUUUGCCACCCCUGCUCCACUAAACGUGGCUCAGCAGGGAUUCAGCCGGCUGUGGGGUCAGGACACCAUCGAUUUAAUGCAGAACCGGCACAUCUUGUCGCCAGCAACGCUGCCGCCGCCAAAGGUGGUGCUGCACAACCAGUUCCACGAGUCCAUCAACUGCAGCCCGAGCAUCAUGCGCUGCACCCUGACCAAGAUCCCCGAGAGCAACUCACUGCUGCAGAAAUCACGGCUGCCGCUGGGCAUCGUGAUACAUCCCUUCCGCGAUGUGAAUAGCCUGCCCGUGAUUCAGUGCAUCAACAUUGUGCGCUGCCGGCUGUGCCGCACCUACAUCAAUCCCUUCGUCUACUUUGUGGACAGCAAGAUGUGGAAGUGCAACCUCUGCUACCGCGUCAACGAAUUGCCCGAUGAUUUCCAAUUCGAUCCGGCCACAAAGACGUACGGCGACGUGACCCGCCGGCCCGAGGUGCGGUCUAGCACCAUCGAGUUCAUUGCCCCCUCGGAGUACAUGCUGCGUCCGCCGCAGCCGGCCAUGUACCUGUUCCUCUUCGACGUCUCGAUCAUCGCGCAGCAGAGCGGCUACCUGGAGGCCGCCUGCGCCACGCUCAACCGGCACCUGGACGAGAUGCCCGGCGACGCACGCACCCAAGUGGGAUUCAUCUGCUUCGACAGCUUCGUGCACUUCUACAGCAUGGCCGAGGGUCUCAACCAGCCGCACGAGAUGACGUUGCUGGACAUCGAGGACCCCUUCCUGCCGCGUCCCGACAGCCUUCUGGUCAACCUGAAGGAGUGCAAGGAGCUGGUGCGGGACCUGUUGAAGCAGCUGCCCAAGCGGUUUGCCCACACCCACGAUCCGGGUUCCGCCUUGGGCGCUGCCCUGCAGGUGGCUUUCAAGCUAAUGCAAGCGUCUGGCGGCCGCAUCACCGUCUUUCAAUCGUGCCUUCCCAACAAGGGACCUGGCGCCCUGGAGCCGCGCGAGGAUCCCAACAACCGCUCGGCCAAGGACGUGGCCCACCUUAAUCCGGCCACCGACUUCUACAAGCGCUUCGCCCUGGAGUGCUCCGGCUAUCAGAUAGCCUGCGACCUCUUCCUGAUGAACCAGCAGUAUAGCGACAUGGCAACCAUCUCUGGCAUCAGCAAGCACAGUGGUGGAUGUGUUCACCACUUCCCGCUCUACCAGAAGACCAAACCGCACAUGGUGGACUCGUUCCGGACAUGCUUUAAGCGCUACCUGACCCGCAAGAUCGGCUUCGAGGCGGUCAUGCGUAUCCGCUGCACGCGCGGCCUGCAGGUGCACACAUUCCACGGCAACUUCUUCGUGCGCUCCACGGACCUGCUCUCGCUGCCGAAUGUGAAUCCGGAUGCGGGCUACGGCAUGCAGAUCUCGUACGACGAGAGCCUCACGGACGUGAAGACGAUCUGCUUCCAGGCGGCGCUGCUCUACACGAACAGCGAGGGCGAGCGCCGAAUCCGAGUGCACACAGUGUGCUUGCCGGUGACGGCCUCGCUGCCGGAGGUAAUGCACUCGGCGGACACGGAGGCCAUCAUUGGGCUGCUCUCCAAGAUGGCCGUGGACCGCUCGGUGGCCUCCAACCUGUCGGAUGCCCGCGACGCCUUCAUCAACGCCACGAUCGAUGUGUACAACGCCUUCAAGAUCGCACAAAAUCUGCCCUCGGGUCAGUCUGGCCAGCUGAUAGCCCCGCGCAGCCUGGCUCUGCUGCCCCUCUACAUCCUGGGGCUGCUUAAGCACCCUGCCUUCCGCGUGGGAACCAGUACGCGAUUAGAUGAUCGGGUCUUCGCCAUGGACUGCAUGAAGACGCUGCCGUUGGACCAGCUGAUGAAGUACGUCUACCCGGAGCUGUACAAGAUCGAUGCGCUUAUCUACCAUGCCCGCAACUCCAAUGUGAAUGCGAGCCAGGACGACGACGAGGAGGAGGACGAACCGCUGCCGGAAUUGCCGCGCCUGCAACUGUCCGCGGAACACUUGGACUCGCGGUCAAUAUUCCUGUUGGAUUGUGGCACGCUGAUAAUGCUCUAUGUGGGGCUAAAUGUGCCACCCGAUGUUUUGGAGGCUGUGCUGGGCAUUAGCUCCACCGCAGAGCUGGCUGACUAUGUAUACGGAUUGCCAAAUGUUGUGAGCAACGAGAACGAUGUGCUGAAGCGCUUUAUAUUGCGACUCAACUACGAUAAGCCCUACUCGGCGCUGGUGCAGAUAAUUAGGGACACGAGCACGGCCAAGGGCCAGUUCAUCGAGAGAUUAACCGACGAUCGCAGUGAAUCUAGUUUGUCAUACUAUGAAUUUUUGCAACACAUUCGGGCUCAGGUUAAAUAGUACAUAAGCAGGGAAUCCUACCACUAUUGUAUGCAACAUAAAUACGAGUUUCUUAGAACCUAAAAACUCAGACUCUGGUGACUAAAAGCAAGAAGUGAACGCAGGCGAAACUGGAGCAACACAAUGGAGACCAGUAUGGGACACACAUCCACUAGAUUCCCCUCUAUCCCUACCCCUUACCCACUCUCUCGGCUUAGGUAAUUUUAAAGUGCAUGUAUUUAUUUAUUUGUUGAUUUGUUGCACUAAAAAUAAAAUUAAAUUAAAUCAAUUAAAGAAGAUAGUGAAUGCGAGAGAGCCAACUUGUCACAACCGAAACUAGAUAUCGAACUAGAAUGCCAGUUCGGAUUAGGCGAACAUUAGUCAAAAGUCCAGCUAACUAACCAGUCAGUAGAGCUCCCCUGCAAGCGGAUUGCAUUGUUAUUUAUUAUAGAUAUUUUGUAUGCAAUAAACACUAACGAAACACUGUUGUAAAUUAUAAUUUAACGCGAUUUUUGUUCGUUCCAACUGCUUCAAACAUUCUGCAAACUCAGCCCCACAAAUUGUUAUCGCUUAUCCCAUUUCUUUUGCUGUUUUCAGUAGUAUUUAUUUCCCGGAAUCCAGAGGAACCUAUCAUACAAUUCUAUUUAUUUGUAAGUCGAAGGGAAGGCGCUUUGUUGCACUGUAGUUAGAGAACUUAUUUCAAAAGAAUGUACGGGAACAGAUUUGGUAUUGUGUAUUGCAUUGAUUGGACUGCUAGGAAGUGAAUGUCUUAAGCUUAGAAGGAUUAUUAUACUGUAUCAAUAAAGAGACCCCAACCCUGUACACCAGGUGACGCAGUUGUCGUUCUUUGAGUGGGCUAACUAAUCGAAAAACCAUAUACAUAUACUGUACUAUACUUUAUACACAUACGAGUGCAUCAAGAUAUAAAGCGAAAUAAAUUUUAAUUAAAUCAUGA